This is a messenger RNA of Blumeria graminis f. sp. triticale, 1287 nucleotides long. NCBI's taxonomy places the organism in Eukaryota, Fungi, Ascomycota, Leotiomycetes, Helotiales, Erysiphaceae. The record is from the annotation of a GenBank genome assembly.
AUGUCCUCCAAAUGCCAAGAUCCCCUAGAGGCUCUUCCAUUUGAGGUGGCAAAGGUAAUAUUUGAACAGCUGCGUACGCACGAUCUAGUAAUAUGCUUGUCUGUAAGUAAGAGCUGGAAGAACUUGCUGGAAUCUAUGACGAAUCUAUGGACUACGAUAAUCACGACUGAUAAAUGUCAACCAAUUACCUUGAAAGUUCUAAGAUCGUAUCUCAGGGUCUCUAGUUACAGCGUCAAUCGCGCUUUAGUUGGUAUAAAGUUUUUUGAAGAUGAGUCCAACGUCAGACAUCUUAUGGAAACUUGUCACCAGUUGCAAGAUGUAAGGAUUUCUGGCGAAGAUCAAUUUACUAUUUCACACGCUGCUUCUUUAGCUAAAUCCUCAGGGAUUAAAAAACUUUACUUUUCGCCAAAGACUAUAAUAGAUGUUCCCACGAUGAUUUCUUCACUUGAGGCUUGUCAAAAGACAAUUGAAGAGGCCGAAUUUUUGUGUCUCAUCGAAAAACGCUCCCCGUCAAAAUUUCCAUGGCCAAAAAUGAGUGCUCUUAGAAGUAUCCACUUGCAUUUCCGCCAAAGAUGUGAGUUGGAACUGUCAGGUCUGAUUGAAGUUACUCCAAACAUCCGUUCUUUCAUGAUCUACAGGGCUUAUAUACGGGAUAAAUUGAGGCUUGAUAUGACGCAAUGGCCUAAUCUAGAAACAUUAGACCUCAAGAAGACCAAACUUCGCAUCUUUCCUAAACUUCCGUCGAGUUUGAAACAUCUAACCCUUGAAAAAAAUUACGGCUUAACUUUCAGGAGCAAUGACGAUAAUGGCAAUUAUUCACUUCCCCUUCUGGAGACCUUCACAAUCCAAGACAACAAAGUGGAAGUCUCAACCAUAUGGGAAAUAACAAAAAGUUGUAUACAAGCCAAUAAGCUCAAAGCCCUAAUCUGUGGUAGGCUUUCACCUGCAACUCCAACAAAGGCUGACCCCCACGAAUAUUUUCCUCCAUCCUCCACACUAGAAGAGCUUUCGUUGGAGGGAUUCAGAAUUGGUAAUAGUGAAAUUCUUACCAUAGCUAGACUCUAUCCAAGGCUUAAGAAAAUUAAUGUUUCUCAAACCUUUAUAUCUCUAGUCGGCUUUCAGGAGCUGGUCGAAAUUGGGAUGAAGUCAAUCAAUAUUGAUGGAUCUUUGGAGGUGCAUCCUAGAUAUGUUGAAGAGGCGGAGAAAAAGGGCGUGGAAGUUUCCAUGAAAGCCAUGAAUAACCAUUACUGGAUGGGGAAUAGAAUCAUAAAAUUAGUACCUGGUUAA